Sardina pilchardus (European sardine) is the source of this 1324-nucleotide messenger RNA. It is a transcript of the gene nptx2b, whose product is annotated as neuronal pentraxin IIb. The transcript is spliced from 5 exons. The coding region runs from base 1 to 1290 and encodes 429 amino acids. The record is from RefSeq and is a predicted model, not a curated record. Lineage: Eukaryota; Metazoa; Chordata; Actinopteri; Clupeiformes; Clupeidae.
AUGAAUAGCUUACAGUUAGGAUUAGUAUGUCUUUACGCGUUGGCUUUUGGAAAGCUUGCUCAUGGGCAAGCGGAGAAAGGUGAACGUUUCCUGUGUACCGCUAUACCCAUCGGGGCUGAUAGUUGCGCGGUUCCACAGGAGCCGUUGCAGACAUCCUCGGCACAAGAAGAGGAGCUGCGGAACACCGUAAUGCAGCUCCGCGAAACUAUAGUUCAGCAGAAAGAAGUCAUCGUCAACCACAUGGGCACCAUUAAGGAGUUGACAUCUAAACUAACUCUAUGCGAGUCCGCUUCCGCUGACUCCGGUUCAUGGAGGAAAAUCAAGCAGGACACGAUGGACGAUGUCCCCAGGGAUCCUAAUGACACCGUUUACACUUUGGGAAAGACCAUGCAAACUCUCAAAGACCGCCUUGAGAAUUUAGAGCAGAUGAGAGCCAAUGUGUCCGGGGCCUCCUUCCCCAACGAGCUGCGUGACCUGCUGCAGAGUCGCCUAGGCGACCUGGAGAGUCAGCUUCUGAAGAAAGUGAACGAGCUGGAAGAGGAGAAGUCGCAGCUGUACAACGAGACGGCGGCCCACCGGCAGCAGACGGAGAACACCCUGAGCGCUCUGAUGAACCGGAUCAAAGAGCUGGAGAAAGGAAACAACGGCUUCCGGACCCCCGAGAAUUUCAAGCUGUCCCUCCCCCUGCGUACUAACUACCUGUUCGGCCGUGUGAAGAAGAGCCUACCUGAGAUGUACGCCUUCACCGUCUGCAUGUGGCUCAAGUCCAGCUCCGCACCUGGUAUUGGAACCCCUUUCUCCUACGGGGUACCAGGACAGGCCAACGAGAUCGUCCUCAUCGAGUGGGGCAACAACCCUAUCGAACUCCUCAUCAAUGAUAAGGUGGCCCGGCUGCCGUUGACGGUGAAUGACGGGAGGUGGCACCACAUCUGCAUCACCUGGACCACCAGAGACGGCCUGUGGGAGGCCUACCAGGACGGGCAGAGAAUGGGCACCGGGGAGAACCUGGCCCCCUGGCACCCCAUCAAGCCAGACGGAGUCAUCAUCCUGGGCCAGGAACAGGACAUCGUGGGCGGCCGCUUCGACGCCACCCAGGCCUUCGUGGGCGAGCUGAGUCACUUCAACAUCUGGGACCGUGUCCUGCGGCCCCAGGACGUGCUGGGCAUUGCCAACUGCACCAGCUACAUGCCGGGCAACAUGGUGGCAUGGGCCGACAGCGACGUGGAGGUGUUCGGCGGAGCCACCAAAUCCCCCGCCGAGCUGUGCGAGGACCGACUCUUCAGCUCCUAGAGGGCUAAGACACACACAGAUAUUACAUUGGGUG